GGAGCUUUCUAAACAAAUUGUUAUCAAUCAAAACUUUUAUAAUAUACACAGAUCUGUCCGUAUUUUUACUUCUCUUACCAAUUUCCUAAAUGACCCUAUUCUUAUGUCAAUGUUAGUCGCUAACGGAUACUCUUAUCUUAUCACCUUGAAAAUAGAAAAAUGUUUAAGUUGAAGAGGUUUUGUGGAGCUUGGUCUAAUUCAUAGGUUAUGUUUAUCGCAGAUUGAUCUAAUUUGAAGUACUGUCGAAAACUAGGAAGUAAAUAGACCAAUCCCUGACGAAUACCACCUACUGAUUAAAUCGGUCUCCACAAAACCCCUUCAACGUAUUCCAGAAGCCCUUGUGAUAAGUGGGUGAAGUUCAGUUAAAUCGAGACUGAAACGGCUAUUAUCAGUGACGUCGUAUGAUCGUCGAUCUAUGACGCAUAUUAAUCGAAGUUGGAAUUGUUGUCCUAGUAGUUAAGCGUUCGUCAUGAAUUGAUUGAGAUAGGAAAUGUAUAUCAUUAAUUUCCAAGUCAAUGAUCCAAAAGUAUCGCAUACGCUGGAGAACCUGAUGGCUUUGAGUCUUAUCCGUGGUGUGGCCGUACGUGCACACUGCUGAAGAGUUGCUUAUUAGGACGGAAUAACUGUUCAGUUUUCCUUGGUUUUUAUUGGUACCCCAUCUGAUAAAUGCAACCUAAAAGAGAAAUUUGGAUAUUGUAUUGCAAGCUAUGCUCCUCAUCAACCUUAAAAUACUUCCGACAUCUUAGUUGGACCAUAAGUAUAUCUUUUUCUAUAGCGUAAGAAAAGACAUGUGUAAUUAUUGUUAGGUAUAUUGUAUUGAAGCAUCGCUAUGUAGUUUAAUACAAAUUUCGCUGAGUGGGUUGGAUUUCACACAACUUGAAGUGACAAUGAGCAAUCGGAUACUAUUUCUCCUUUUUGAAAUAUGAUAAUCAUUUAAUUGUAUUGAAAAUCAUUAUGGUAAAUCUCGUCCUUGCGGUGUAUAAACUAUUUGUGGUUUUAGUUAUUCCCGUCGUUUACCCUCAUCUAAUCAAAUCUGUACAGAGCUCUGGGUCGAGAUCACAUUUCGUCAAAACAGAUUAGUGGAAACUACAAUCCCGUGUUUUAAUUGGAUAGUUUGAUUCCUGUAAUCCCCGCCGGUUUCAAGUUGGCUGUCCGCGCUAGACCGUGGGAAUACAACCGCCUGAAACAGCGUAGCAGAAGUCUUCGCGCAUCACUCAUCUGAAACUUCAGAGUCCAACAACAUCACAACGCAACAGACAAACCAACCUUGCGACUGGACCAACACAUCUAAUCUCAUCCUGUUUGAUACAAUUCUCACAGUAAACCCUUCUCCUGAAGUUUCAGAUUCCGUUCGCCGACUUUUCUCAUCUGUAUUGUUUAAUUACCAAAGGUUAUUUUCCUAGAUGACCUGCUGUGGAUAUGAAUACAGACUUCCAUGCUAUCUUAUUUGGUUACUGUUAGACAUAAUUUUUUUAUCUUCAGUAGAGACUUACUCAGUAUUAGCAUGAAGAUGACAUCUGAGCGUUUAUUCAUUUGUUAUUAAGACAAUCGACUUUUAGGUUAUUGGCAAUAUAAUCUAGUAAUCUUUUGGUCCAGUACUAUUUUACUCCUUAAAAUUUGUUAAUACAGGAAUUGUAUUCUUUCUUUUAGAAAUAUUGUAACUAUAUUAUACAAUGACCUUUUAAUGAUCAUUUUUACUCUUUGCCUGGUAUACAAUGUUGUCCACACCUAAUAGUCUUUGUUUUAUUUUAGAGUUUCACAAUAUGGAAUUAAGCCAUCGUGUCCCGUUUUUACCCAAGGUUUCUGAAGUUUAUAGUCGAAAUACAAAUGGUGAUAAGUCAUUCUUGAAACGCAAUAUUGUAAAUGGGCAGUCAAAACUUCAAUGGAUUUUACUAUCCAUUAUUGUAGUUGCUUUUUCAACAUUACUACUAAUUAGUGUGUAUUAUUUCUUCUUCCGUUCAUUUUCUUUUGGGAACAUGAGUUUGGACAUUGAUAUGUUGGAGGUGAAAAAAUGUCCUGGAUGUGCUGGACAAUCUAUUUGUCCACAUUUUUAUCGUGGAGAAAUUCGAUUCACUAGUAGUCAAACUAAUAUUUUUCAAUCUACCAAAGAUGGGCUAUCCUUUCCUGUUGUUGGAUACAAAGCUACUAUGGGUCUUUACGAAAAUACUAGAUAUGUUCUUCUUCGCCGUCUUGGAAGUCCAGCCACACCAUAUGCCGUUGAUGAAGCUGUUUGUCGACGAGGUUUGAGACAAGGUUCUCAUAUGUUCUCACAGUCUCUUCUAGCUAAUCUUUCUUGUAUACCACAUCUUUCGAUUUGGCGCUGGCGCCCAACAAAUGCUGAUAAUCAUGAUCCAUUUAGUAACUCAGUAGAAUCUCCGCUUGGCAGAGAAGUUCUGGCAGUUCCAAUUCCUUCACUAAAUCAAAAAAGUGUGGAAAAUAAAAGUGUUGUAAAAUCAAGUUUUGCUCCAGCCACACGGUGUUCUAGCGAUCGUUUGUUUGAACAUCUUCAAAAGAGAUUUUUAGAACGAACAAGCUUUGGAGCUGAAACUCGUUGGUUACGUUUUGAUGAAUUGAUGUUCCUUUUUAAUUUGGCAAUCGAUCCUCAAAGUGUAAUCAUACAAUCGUUUCCACGCAAAGAAAAUUGGCCUUUUCCAAGUUAUUUAGGCUCUUGUGGACGCUGGUCUGUUGAAGAAUAUCAUGGUGUACCACUUAGCUAUUUCUGUUUGGCUCCUUUAUGGAUAAGAUUACAGAUUUUGUUAAAUAUUCUCAGUCUACCAGAGAAAUUAGAGCAUCAAUCUGCUGAUGAAAUGAAUCAUGGUAGUUUUAUUCAUGAUAUGCAUAAACAUAAUUCAUCUGAUGGUUAUACAAUAUACCUUGGAGAUUUUGAUUUAAACUCAUUAUUUCUAGUAGAUCCUACAACAUAUGAUGUAACCAUUUCAAAUUUAAGACAUGCAAUUAUUGUUGACACAAAAACAUUAAUUAACUUUCAUUUUGAAUCGACCAUUGAAAAAGAACAUACUGUACCAACUAAUGCUUUAGUUAAAGUACUCAAUGGUUUACAAUUACACAAUUGUUUUGGUAAUAUAUCUACUUCAGGUGAUACAGAUGGUGAUACACCACCAUGUUUACAUAAUAAUCAUGUUGAUAAUUUAUGCUCAUCUCAAAAAUCGGAUCAUAAUAUCUGGGUUAUAUGUACUAGUUUAUUAUACGGUGUUAAUAGUAAAGAUAAUAAUCAUUGUAAUAAUUUUCUUUAUCAAAUGCCAAAUGAAUUAUAUACACUUAUUGAACGUUGUGUUCAUGAAUCGGGAAUUGGUGUAAGACGUCAAUUAAUUGAAAAAGCUCGUCAUUUAAUCAAACAAAAUAUUUGACAUGUUAACUUGUCUCUUCUUCAAUUAAUUUAGUUUAUAUAAAGUUAAGUCAUUCACCGCGCGUGUGUGUGUGUGUUUGACUGUUUUUUAUUCAUUUAUUUAGUUACUAGGUGGUAGACGAGUUGUUUAGUGCAUUUUUUAAAAAAAAAACAACGUAACUAAUUAUUUUUGCAUUUUAAACUAAUUGGCCUAUUUUAUUCUGUUUUUUUCCUUAUCAUAUUUACGAUUAGUUUGUUUAAUCUCUCUUUUUUUUCUGGCUGUGAUAAUCAGUUUAAUCAUUCCCCCCCCCACUUUUUUUUUACACAAUUCUUAAAGUUUUUAUAAAAUGGAAU
Messenger RNA from Schistosoma bovis, 3700 nucleotides. The record is from the annotation of a GenBank genome assembly. Lineage: Eukaryota; Metazoa; Platyhelminthes; Trematoda; Strigeidida; Schistosomatidae.